UGCUAGUGGACGACGUCGAUUCGUGUUCUAACCUGGUGCUUUGUUUAUGUUGUCACGUGCUUCACACAGUUUGUGGUUCUAGUUGUAACUUUGGUGCAACGUUCUGUUCCUGCUUUGGAAAUGAAAUCUACCUGUUUAGUUGUGAUUUGUUAAAACUUUGUGCUUUCGCGUAAAUUUUGUGCACUACUGGUCCGUUACUCUUGUGUUAAGGUUGUAGUGGUCAGUAAGUAAUUGUAUGUAAGUUAGAGAAGAUUUCACUUGAAGGAUAGAAUCUUAAUACAAACUUUUUGUGAACUAAUAGUUAUUUUGACCUAGUUUACUAACCUACCCUAAUGGGUUUGAAAUGAACCUGUUAGUUUCUCACUCUGUUGUUUUCUCUCCUGUCUUGCUCGAAGUUACGUAGCAGUAUGCUGUUGAGAUGAAGGUACGUCACUACCCCGGCCACGCCACCGCCAUUGGGCCUGCCAUGGAGUUCCACUAUGAAGCCAACUGGCAGGAGGUGAAUCAGAAAUGGGGCUUGCAGGAAAAUGAGAGGAAAACCGCGACUGUCAAAGAUAUCUCCAGGAUAGGUGUCAAACUACCGGGCUUGACCAGUAGAGUAGACCAUGAUAAAUGGGAGGACCUGGACCAGACCCGGCGGAGUGUGAACGCAGAGUCUCCCAAGAGAACGCCGGGCUCGAAAAAUAGUUCGACACAUUCCUCUCUAGAAAGACAAUUAAAAAAUGCCGACAAUAAGUUACCAAACGGGUUAGACCUGAGGAAGAACGGGUCGAACUCGAAUAGCACUUAUAGCGAAUUAGAGAAACGUUACCAAAUCAUCACCCCCAAAGAUGUGGCUAGCAUUCCGGAAAAUCUUGGGAAGAUUGUGCUCAAACAUUCAGAAAAGUCCGAGUCGAAGGCCGUUAAAGACAGAAGUGAGAGAACGAAGACUGUAACAAACAAAGACAGUGAUAGAAGUAGACACCAUGACGAAAAGGAAUUAGUUCGACCUGAAGUCGCAAACGGAAACAGAAGUGCGUUACGCCAGAACGGGAGAGAGCUUCCGGAGUUUAAACCCCCUAAAGGAACUGACGAUGCGAUGUCCGAAAACACCGAUGUCUCUCGACCUGUACCUCCAGUAAGGACAAAACCUUUACACCAACGCAACCCUAACGAUAUAAUUACACCUCCCCCACCUAAAAUCAGAUCUGGAACCUCGCCCGGGAAAUUUAGGGAACCGCCGCCAGUUCCGAAGCGCAUGGACGCUUUCAUAGACGAUCAAAUUCUGCCGAAGAUCUCCUACGAGUACAUCGGCUACCCGACAGAACAGGAGGAGUUUCCGAAACCGAAGGAGACGUUGGAGUUGCAGCCGAUCCCUGCUGAGCUGAAGCCAGUCAGAGUUCAGCCUCGUCAAGAUGAGAUAGUUUCCUCGUGGGCGGCGAGGAAAAGACGAGAGAUGCAACAGGAGAAACUGAGAAGAAAAGCACAAGUGUACAACCACCAUCCGUACGAGGAUAUAGACUCUUGGCAACUAGAGGACGACUUGUACAACGGUGACGUCUCCAAAAGAGGCAAAUCCAAAUCUCAAAGUGAUGGUUCCACCAGCAGCAGACAAAAGUCAAACAGCAGCGAUCUUCUCCGCGAAAGCUUCAGGAUAGACGCGAAAGAAAGGACUUCCUCGCUGGAUUCUGAUUUCGACCGCGUACCUUCCAACGUUUCAAACUUCAGUGACUUUAGAAGUGUUUCCAUGGAGAGUGUGAAGAAAAGGACUUCACCGGUGGAAAGUGCGAUAGAGCCUGAUUCUCUGAACCCAGUGGAGAGUCAGGAGUCGGAGUUCAUCAUUCCUAGGCCCAAGUUGAUCGUUCCUGUGCACACGUAUGGCAUCAGGAAACGACGGACGGGGAACAUGUUGCAUUCCUCGAGGAGAGGCAGUGAGGUGGACACUGUGGUCAGUGGAAGUGGACAUACUACGCUGGACAAGAAACAUCACACAUCAUGUCCAGAGGGAAGAGUGGAAGUUUCCCGGGAAAACAAGUACCUGAGCACGCUAGCCCCCGGGAAAGUGUUUGGAGAAUUGGCCAUCCUCUACAACUGCAAGCGAACAGCCACAAUCAAAGCCGCAUCGGACUGCAAGCUAUGGGCAAUAGAGCGACAAUGCUUCCAAACCAUCAUGAUGAGGACAGGACUCAUACGGCAGGCAGAGUACACGGACUUCCUGAAGAGUGUUCCAAUUUUCAAGAAUCUACCAGAAGAAACGUUAAUCAAGAUUUCAGAUGUCUUGGAAGAGACGUUCUACAACGAGGGAGACUACAUCAUCAGGCAAGGGGCGAGAGGUGACACCUUCUUCAUCAUUAGUAAAGGAAAAGUCAAAGUUACGAUAAAGCAGCCUAACACAGAAGAAGACAAAUUCAUCCGACAACUUAGUAAAGGAGACUUCUUCGGAGAGAAGGCGCUUCAAGGAGACGAUCUGAGGACAGCCAACAUAGUAGCGGACGACCCAGAGGGCGUCACUUGCUUGGUAAUUGACCGAGAGACGUUCAACCAACUCAUCUCCAGCCUCGAUGAGAUCAGAACUCGAUACAAGGAUGAAGCUGUCGAGAGGAAAAACAGGAUCAAUGAGGAGUUCAAGGAUGUUAAGUUGUCGGACUUGCGAGUGUUGGCAACUCUGGGUGUUGGAGGCUUCGGUCGUGUAGAGCUUGUACAAAUUUCUGCUGAUCCAGCGAGAUCCUUUGCUCUAAAACAGAUGAAGAAGAGUCAGAUUGUAGAGACAAGACAACAACAGCACAUCAUGUCUGAGAAGGAGAUUAUGAGUGAAGCAGACUGUGAUUUCAUCGUCAAACUGUUCAAGACGUUCAAAGACCGCAAGUACCUCUACAUGCUCAUGGAGUCCUGCUUGGGCGGAGAACUAUGGACUAUUCUCAGGGACAAAGGUCAUUUUGACGAUGCCACUACGAGGUUCUACACAGCUUGCGUGGUCGAGGCUUUUGAUUAUCUUCACUCUAGAAACAUCAUCUACAGGGACCUUAAACCUGAGAAUCUACUGUUGGACAUCAACGGUUAUGUCAAACUGGUUGACUUCGGGUUUGCCAAGAAAUUACUGCACGGCCGCAAGACAUGGACAUUCUGUGGUACGCCGGAGUACGUAGCGCCUGAGGUGAUUCUUAACAGAGGCCACGAUAUCAGUGCAGACUAUUGGUCCCUGGGAGUCCUCAUGUACGAGCUGCUCACAGGAACCCCGCCUUUCACUGGUGCAGAUCCAAUGAAGACUUACAACAUCAUCCUCAAAGGCAUAGAUGCCAUCGAGUUCCCUCGUAACAUCACUCGUAAUGCCACCGUUCUCAUCAAGAAGCUGUGCAGAGACAACCCAGCAGAACGGUUGGGUUACCAAAAAGGAGGCAUCAGUGAAAUUCAGAAACACAAAUGGUUUGAUGGGUUCAACUGGGAAGGUCUGCGUAACCGAACGCUGAUCCCACCCAUCCUGCCGAAGGUACGCAGCGUUGUAGACACGGGUAACUUUGAUGAGUAUCCACCAGACGCUGAGGGACCUCCGCCCGAUGAUAUCAGUGGCUGGGACGCAGACUUCUAGCCUCAAGGGUUGUAACCAACGGCUGAACCUUCUAUCCGGGAUAUUUAUCUCCCGGAAGGUGUACAUAUUCCUAUGUACCUGUACAUUUUGUAAACUGUGAGAAAGAAUUGUGAAUGCGUACUUUGUAGAUUUGAGGUUAGGUACGUUUGUCACCAUGAACUGAUGUGAUUUGGUCAAUGUACGUAAACAUUUUUUUUAUACAAGUGACGUUUAGGAAAAUACCACAGAUAAGUGCCUUGAUCAAUUUUAUUAUGUAGUGUAAGUUUCAAAAUUUAGGAGUAGCCUAUUUAAUUUGUUGAGAAAAUGUUCUGGUAUGCCUCAGUUAUAUUGAUUACAGUAAUGCUCCUCAGAAUCUCCUCAGAUGAAAAACAAUGACUUUGCCUUUUAACAUUGUAAUCUAUAUAAACUUUUUAGCUGAUUACAAAUAUCUUUUGACUGUGCCAUUUGUUGAGCUGCACUAUUCAAGCAAUGAUCGAAAUCAAAAACAAGGCAAUAGAAACUUUUGUUUGAAGGUGAUGAUGUUUGUUGUGCCAAAAUAAUUUAGUGCAGUACACUGCUUCUAACAGUGAACUUGUGAAAAAGUAUGUAAAAUAAUCUUUGACAAUGCGCUUGACUGGAAUUUCAGGCAUACAGUUAUUUUGUCUUUAUACCUGACAAUAAGAGUGUAUUUUCUGAGAGGUAAUAGAAAACACAGAUUCUACAUUGGUUUAUCAAGUAUUUUUGAUAUUUUGUAUACAUCUUCUGAUACCCCCAAAGUGACUUCGAAUUUUGAAAGCUUAUUGCCUGUUAUUGUGGCAAUAUGUCUUUGACAAUUUGUAAUAAUUAGAAAUGGCUAACUAAUUCCCUAGGUAUAGUCCUUUAUAAGGUGAAAUAAUAUAUCUGAUGUACGUUUUACAAAUACUUGGUACCCGUACAAUAAGCCCACCUUGGAAAUAGCCUUCAUGGAGUGCAUGUUACUGAAAGUGUACACUAAAUAAGAAAAAGUCAGUGACCUUAUGAUUUUGAAAGCUUUUUAAUUUUUAAAGACAAUUUUUAAAUUUAAGCUAAUUUUGGACUGAUCUGAUAUUAAAAUGUGAUCAGUUUCCAGUCCUAGCGUGUUAAUACUAAUGUGAAAUGUGAUUUGUACAGAUUGUAUAAAGUGUAAGUUUUUUUACCGUUUGUUUAACUAAGAUGGCUGUUUCUUGCCACAUUUCUUCCUCGUGUAUGUGACUUAGAUCCAUCGAGUCAUUUGUUAGGAAUAAAUUAUAUAUCGUUGUUAAAAAAGUUAUAGUUUUAUUUUUAGUUAGUAAUUAUCGCGUGUUAUACAGACAUGAAUUUCUUAUUUUAAUGUUGAUUGUUACAUUUGACUAACAAACUUUUUACUAUGAUUGUUAUGAAAUGAUGUUGUGCUGUUGUGAAAGCUGAUUUUUACACAAGUGAUGACAAUACAAAAUAAAAGUACGUAAAUUGUUU
Molecule: messenger RNA, 5017 nt
Organism: Macrosteles quadrilineatus (aster leafhopper)
Lineage: Eukaryota; Metazoa; Arthropoda; Insecta; Hemiptera; Cicadellidae
Gene: for
Product: cGMP-dependent protein kinase, isozyme 2 forms cD4/T1/T3A/T3B
Exons: 14
Coding region: 419-3565 (1048 amino acids)
Biological process (GO): protein phosphorylation
Molecular function (GO): cGMP-dependent protein kinase activity; ATP binding
Source: RefSeq, a predicted model, not a curated record